AUGGAUGUGCGGUCGAAGAAUCGUCGGGUCAGCAUGCUCAGCGCGACGCGGAAGAACUUCGCCGAGGUGGAGCGCAUCGUACGGUCGCUGACAGCGGAUAGGUUAGCGGCCGCCAGGGCGGAGCUGGAGACGUCGGGCAAGACUACCGACGAUGGCGUCAAGGAGCUUCUAAGAUGCCUUUCGCUGUACGGCUAUCGGCAGCCCAUGUCGAGGGAGCUCCGUCUGAGCAUGCGGCGCAAGAUCCAGUCACUCAUCUUAUGUCGUGGCGUGCCUGCAAUCUGGUUCACGCUCAACCCGAACGACAUCACGAACCCGGUGAAGCUGAGACUGGCGGCAUACCGCACACGUGAUCCCGCAGCGGCCGAGGCAUUCCUGCAAGGCCUCGACAAGGCGUUCAAACGUGCGCGGCUGGCCAUCUCGGACCCGUUAAGCUCGGCCGAAUUCUUCCACCGAGAAAUGACGUUGUUCUUCGAACAUUACGUGAGAGUGGGCGAGGAGUCGGUGUUCGGGCGCAUCAGCCACUAUUACGGUGCCGUCGAGACCAACGAGCGUGGAGCGCUCCAUGUUCACGGACUGCUCUGGCUGCAGGGCAACGUGCAUCUAAGCUCGAUGCUUGCCGAUAUCGACGGCGAGGAUCAAGCGGCAUACCGAGAACGCAUCGUCAGAUACGUCGACAGUGUCUUUUCCGAGGAUCUGGACCAGGAAGGCUUCUGCGCAAUGCAGGCCGAGCGAUCGGUGACGUCAGAUAUAUCGCAAUUUCUGGGCGACGAACGGCAAUUUUCAGCCUCGUUCGACGAGGAAGCGAACUUCUGUGCCGGCGCGACGCAGAUCCAUACCCACAGCCCGACCUGCGUCAAGUACUCGCUGGGCAAAGGGGGGCGCAAGGGCGAUUUAUGUCGUUUCAAGGCGCCGUGGGGACUGGUCGACGAGACGGCCUUCACGGGAGACGGCGUGCUGCGGAUUCGGAGGUCGCACAGCAUGGUGAAUCGGUGGAACAAGGCCAUUGCCGUGGGGCUUCGCCACAACCAUGACAUAUCUUUCAUCGCCACACAGCGUGACGGAAUGGCCGACGGCGCGGAGGUUCGUGGAGACAGUGGUGCCGGUGACGAUGGCAGGCAGAAUAAGACACGGCAGUUCCUGAUGAAGGUGGCGAAUCGCGUGUUUACGGAGAGGCCGUUAUCUGCUUGGGCGUUCCUGAACGUAUCGUUGCUCUACUGGCAAGUCUUCCGACAAUGGCCGCACCUUCGACGAGAAAGCGGCGCAGCCGUUGCAGAUGGCUCUGUGGACGAGUCAAUACUCGUCGAAGAAGCAGGCCAGAGGAUUUGCCGUGUCGAGGCAUACCGUCAUCGGGGAGACGUCCUUCGAGGGCUGUGUCUCUACGACUACGUUUCGCUGGUGCUCAGGCGACCGGGCAAGCAGGCCACGGUCUGCCUCGACGGGUAUUUGAGCAAGGAUUUCGACGAAGACGACGAAGGGUCGUGCUACCGAAGAGCGGCUGUGCAGCAUCUUGCGCUGUUCGUGCCGUGGGAGUCUUUCUUAGACGAAGAAAGGGGCGACAUCAACUGCAUAUGGGGGCGGCAACGAGCAGCCCUGGCCCCGAGGAUAUCAUGUUUCGUCGAUAACGUGCAGUUGCUGCGACGGUCGGCCGAAGAUGCAAAGCGGGACGCACGGCAGUGGGCGGCCUCGUCCGGUGACGGCGACCCCACGGCAGUACGUCCGGACGAGGACGGCACCGGGGAGGUGGGUGUCGAGCCCGGAUCGGGAUACCAGGCCGACAGUGCGGGAAGCACGAAUCGCCUAAUCGACGUUGUCAGAAGCUCGAUCGGGCCGAACCAAAUCACGGCCGGCUCGCCGGAGCUCACGGCGAUGAUGCAGGAGCUCAGCCGAUUUCAGCAAUCGGCGCUGUCCUCUUCUUCCGAGGUCCAGGCCACAAUACUACCCGAACGGGGCCCAAGACGAAUCAACAUCCCGGGCGGGCAUUCUCCGGAGCCACCAUACCGCCGCAAACCUGUCCACGGCACCGGUGACUGGUCGCCGCGCGGCGAUGACGGCAGCGGAGCUCGAGGAAGGAGUAGCGGGGCCAGCGCGGGAAUGGAGAUCCGGUUCGGUGCCUCAACCUCCUUCCUCGAGGCGGGCAAGGCCCUGGCAGCGCGGCUCACGCUAAACAAGAAGCAGGCGAUCGCCUUCCUAAUUAUAUGCCGCCAGCUUGACCUGAUACGGCGCGGGGAGAAAAGCAACUCACGAGUCAUCGAGGCGCUCGUCGAGCUCUUCGCGUCCAAGGAUCAAUCGAAUCGUCUGAUGAUAACGGCGACGUCGGGGACGGCAGCAGCGCGGAUCAACGGCAUUACGAUCCACUCCGCCUGCGGGUUCUCGAAAGAUCUCGCGGCAGCCGCAAACGCGGCCAAGGAUCUCGACGGGGUGCGACUGCCGAAACAGGCGGAGCGGUUCGUCGACGGGCAAUCCCGGAUGGACUGGCAGGAGAAGGACGUGCUCGUCAUCGACGAGGUGAGCAUGCUCGGGGCGCGGACGCUACACGCGGUGAACGAGCAGCUCUGCCGGCUGCGCGGGUCGCACCAGGAUUUUGGAGGUAUUCCGAUCGUCCUCUUCUGCGGAGACUUCCACCAAUUCCGCCCCGUCCAAGAACGCUCGAUCCUCCUCCCCAGCACCGCCGUCUCGUGGGACGUAGACAGCUCCUUCAAGGCCGAGACACGGCACCAGCACGACAAGGCGCACGCGUUGUGGAAGAGAUUCACGACCACGGUCAUGCUGGACGAGCAGGACCGCUCGGAUCUGGACCUCCUCAACUCAAGAUGCUACCGGGAAGGCAGGCGGAUCCCGUGGGAGACGUGCAUCACCGUGGUGACGCCGCUGAACAGGAACCGGUGGAACCUCAACAUGGAGGCCAGCUUGGCGUUCCGGGCCCAGCAGCGGUCAGUGAUGCGCAUCUUCAUCUCGGAUCAUACGUGGAAGGAGGCCCUGCCGACGGAGGAAGAGGCCAUCAUGAUGCUGAACCAGGGCGACGACAGCGCGAUCCCGGUGCCGGCCGUCUUCAUGUUCGUGCCGGGGAUGCCGGUCGUCGUGAACCAUAACACCCAUCAGGGGCUAAAGCUGGUGAACGGCGCCGGCUACACGGCGCUGGAGGUCGUCCUCGACAAGUCGUACCCGGGGCAUCGUAUCACGGCAGACACGACGUGCCAGCGAAAGAGGCCGUGGCAGCAGAACGACGUCAGCCGAAAGGGCCUGCCCUGUACGGCAGCCUUCGCGUGCACAGACUAUAAAGUGCAGGGCAGGACGCUCGAGCGUGUAGCUCUGGAGCUGCGGGGAACGCGGACGUCAAACAUCGACGGACGCGCCGUGUCCUCGCAGUGCGACCCGUACAGCCUGUACGUGCAGCUGUCUCGCUGCCCGACGCUGGACGGCAUUAUGCUGGUCUCGAAAUUGCGGGAGAGGGACCUGGUGGGCAACAAGGUGCCAGACGAGAUGACAGACGCAGAAGCGAGGCUGGGCCAGCUGAGCGACAAGACUGUCCGCGAGGCCUCGGGAUGGCUAGACGUUGAUUCCUGGACUCUAAAGGCACGGGCCUGGACGUGUAGCUAUCGCGAUGCCGGGCGCAGGGCGCUGGACGGCACCAUGCUCGUGUCAGGGAAGCCAAGGGUUUCGAGGGUAAAGUAG
Messenger RNA from Hirsutella rhossiliensis, 3672 nucleotides. RefSeq names its product PIF1-like helicase domain-containing protein. Gene Ontology annotation, biological process: DNA repair; telomere maintenance. The transcript has 12 exons. Gene Ontology annotation, molecular function: DNA helicase activity. The coding region runs from base 1 to 3672 and encodes 1223 amino acids. Lineage: Eukaryota; Fungi; Ascomycota; Sordariomycetes; Hypocreales; Ophiocordycipitaceae. The record is from RefSeq and is a predicted model, not a curated record.